Molecule: messenger RNA, 2643 nt
Organism: Aspergillus terreus NIH2624
Lineage: Eukaryota; Fungi; Ascomycota; Eurotiomycetes; Eurotiales; Aspergillaceae
Product: ankyrin repeat domain-containing protein
Exons: 2
Coding region: 1-2643 (880 amino acids)
Molecular function (GO): protein binding
Source: RefSeq, a predicted model, not a curated record
AUGGCAGCCAACAGAGAGAUGUGCAGUCCAUUGACAUCCUUCAAUAACUUGGACGCGGUUUCUUUCCAGGGCGUCCACCAGACAAUUAAUGCCAACAGCAUCAUCCUCAGUGAUGGGCCUCGAGCCGAAAAUAUACGCAUCGAUGAAGAAGUUCUAAGCUCCCUUGCAUUUCCAGAGAUGCACCAAAGAAAGGACAAUGUGGAGAAGCCUUAUAUGAAUACCUGCAAUUGGAUCCUCGAAUUGAAAGAAUUCAAAGACUGGAUGAACGGGUCAAACGGUCUCCUGUGGAUCAAAGGGAAGCCAGGGGCUGGGAAAUCGACUCUUAUGGCUUUCUUGUAUGGACAAUUUAUAAAGCCAGGUCCCGCUAAGCCAGGGAUUACGCUCGAGUUCUUCUUCAGCGCGCGAGGGACGGAGUUGCAACACACGCCUCUCGGUAUGCUGCGGUCGUUGCUUAAUCAGUUAUACCGUCGAGAUCCCGACAUCCGGCCCGCAGUGCGCAAAAUAUACCAGGAUAAAUGCGAUGCGUUUGGUCGUUCAAAGAAAAGCUGGGAGUGGCAGCAACCGGAGCUAGAGCGCAUUCUUCACGAACUCAUCGUCACUUCUGCUCGAAAACAAUCUCUGACAGUCUUUGUGGAUGCCCUAGAUGAAGCAGGGCAAAAAUCUGCCCAACGUCUUGUAAGGUAUUUCCAUCAAGUCAAUGAGUCUAUUGCACGGGUGUCAGCGCUCGGGAAGCUAUGCAUCUCGUGCCGGCAUUAUCCUGUCAUUGCCCGUAUUUCUGGAACUGAGAUUUCUGUGGAUGAAUAUAACCACGAUGAUAUUACGGCAUAUAUACGUGAUUUUCUCAGUUUGGACUGCCUUUUCGCCCCAGAGACAGCUGAUCAUCAGUCCUGGGACUCUGUGAUAACCUAUCUGCUCCGCUCUGCGAAAGGGGUUUUUCAGUGGAUUUGCCUUGUUGUACCUCUUGUUGAAAGAAAAAUCCAAGAUGGUGAAUCGCCUGAAAAUGUGCGACGAUUUUUGCGGAGAGUCCCCGGCGAGCUUCGGGAUAUCUACGAAUACAUACUGCGAAACGUUAUUGAAGUCGAUUAUCGCAGCCACUCGUAUCUUCUCUUCCAAUGGGUAUGUCUUGCAGAAAGACCACUAUCGGCGACAGAAUUGCGAUAUGCGAUCUCUGCGAUGCAUAUAACCACGAGACCACACGACGUUCGAUACGAAAAUACUCCCAACUUCGUUAGCAAUGACGACCAGCUGAAGCGACAAAUAAGGGCAUGGUCCGGUGGUCUGGUCGAGGUAGUAGAAGAGAAGGUACAGGUUGUUCAUCAAUCCGUUAAGGAUUACAUUCUUCCUGAGGGACUGAUUCUUCUUGCUGGUCUUGAUCACUUGGCCCAAGAGUCUUCCUCCACAAUCGAGUCGGAAAGCAACCAGAUACACCACUGUCAGAGCAAUAUUUACUACUCAUGUUUGCAUUAUCUUUUAACGGAGGACAUUGACCGUGCAACAUGGGAUAUCAUUAAAGGACGGGAUCUCAUCAAACAACGGAGGAUCCAAGGCAAUUUUCCUCUUCUGGGCUACGUCACGGCUCAUAUCUUCUCGCAUGCAACGAUGGCAGGGAAAUAUCGCACCAAAGACCUUGAAGAAGAGAUAUACCUAGUGCAACAGGUGAUGGCGAAGUGGAUUGCAUGCUAUAAAUUUUUUUAUCCAUUCUCCGUUCAUUGCCCGGACUCCUCUGUGACACUGUUACAUCAAGCUUCUGGGAGCAACUUGACAGAAAUUGUAUGUCAUUUGUUAUCCCAAGGAGAAUCGGUUGAUCAAACGGAUAGUGAGGGCAACACUGCGCUGCAUUAUGCAGCAAAAUCUGGAAGUACAGAUAUUGUCAAAAUGCUGGUCCACCGAGGAGCCGAUAUGCAAAUCAAGAAUAAGAGCCAAAUUGCUCCACUUAUAUAUGCUGCGGGUGGUGGUCACAAAGCUGUUGUGAAAUUCUUCCUCUAUAAGGGAUUGGAUGUGAAUGAAGCAGCUGGUGUCUCUGGAAAUGCGUUACAACAAGCAUCUGGGUAUGGGUUGAAGGAGAUGGUGAAGAUUUUGCUGGAUGCCGGUGCAAACAUCGAUGCUGUAGGAGGGAGGUAUGGCACUGCACUUCAGGCGGCUUCAUUUGGAAGGUAUACAGAGAUUGUCCAGCAGCUGCUCGAUGCCGGUGCAGAUGUCAAUAUGGUGGGAGGUGAAUUUGGCACUGCACUCCAGGCAGCAUCGAUUAGUGAGUCUACAGAGGUUGUGCAGCAGCUGUUGGAUGCAGGUGCAGAUGUCAAUAGGGUGGGAGGUCGAUAUGGCACUGCACUCCAAGCGGCUUCGCGUCAAGGGUCUACGUCGGUGGUGCAGCGGCUGCUAGAUGCCGGUGCGGAUGUCAACAUGGUGGGAGGUGAAUUAGGCACUGCACUCCAGGCAGCUUCGUUUAGUGAGUCUACAGAGGUUGUGCAGCAGCUGUUGGAUGCAGGUGCAGAUGUCAAUAUGGUGGGAGGUCGAUAUGGCACUGCACUCCAAGCGGCUUUCUUUGACGGGACUUCAAAGGUGGUGCAGCAGCUGUUGGAUGCCGGUGCAGACGUCAACGUUAUGGAGCAGGCUGUGUCUGGUGGUUAUAAGUUGCUAGUAUAA